AUGCAUUCAGCGCGGAAACCUUCUCCUUUAAAUCCCAAGAGACGGAAAAUAGAGGGAAAAUCAUCACCAGAGAGUUCAGCCUCAUUUCAUCCAAAUGGAUUGAUAAACGACCACUAUACGGACAGCAACUUUGUAACCAACUUUCGUAAUGCUUUUCAAACCAGAACAGACUUUGAAUGUAGUACCACUAGUGCUAGACUUUAUCCUACGCCAUUCCGCACUGGCUGGCUUCCAGACAUAUUUUCGUCUCCUUUCGCACACAACGUAAAACAAGAAAUAGUCACCGAAUACUAUAGAUUGAAAUCUUCCGAUUUGUUUGAAUUUUAUCAAAGCGAUGAUUUAAAGGAAACAAAGAAACCACAGUUACAGAAAUUGCGGGAUGCAUUGUAUUCGGAUCAUUUCGUGUCGAUGAUGUCUAAUCUGACAGGAAUAGAAUUGAACGAUACGCCCGACAUAUCAGCGCACAUGUAUUUUGAAGGACAUUAUUUGUUGUGUCAUGACGACGAUAUAGAAGAUGACGGGGAAAUGACGGGAAGAAGGAUUGCAUUCAUUAUUUAUUUAGUCGAUGAAUGGAAUGAAAGUGACGGCGGAGCGCUGGAGUUAUUCAAUAUCGACAACGGAGGUAACCCGGCCGAAGUCACGCGCUCAAUACUACCAAAAUAUAAUACGAUGGCCUUUUUUGAAGUUACGCCGACGUCAUUUCAUCAAGUAGCAGAAGUCCUGUCGCCAACAAAAGCCAGGUUAUCGAUAUCCGGCUGGUUUCACGGAUCUUUAAAAACGCGACUAUCGCUUGCGGUAUAUCGCCCAAUUACGCCAAAAGUGUCGAAAAUAACAGAAUAUGUCAAUCCACGCUGUUUAACGGAUGAAUUCAUACAGCGAGCUAGAAAAACGCUCCGUAAGAAAUAUUUCCUAGAAAUACAGGAUUUUUUAAAGGAUGACGUGUAUGACAAACUCCUGGAAAGUUUAGACCGCGUCGGAUGGUCAGAAAAGCCAAUAGGUCCUGCCAACAUCCGUAAAUAUUAUCUGCCAAAGUCAAACACCGUCGAUAACCUUUCCGUCGAUUCGGCCUCCCUCCCAUUGCACAGCGCCAUUCAAUCAUUCUUUACUUCCGGCGCGUUCGCCGAAUACCUGUAUAGUAUCUCGUGUUGGCGAUUCCAUUCUGUUGCAUCGGAAACACGUCGUUUCUAUCGCAACAACUAUACAGUUAUACACGAUAAUGGAUGGGAUAGAGAAGGUCUCGAUGUAGUGUUUUCUUGCAUUCGCGGUGUAUGGAAUGAAUUGUGGGAGGGAUCUACUAUUUACAUCGAUACCGAAGUAGAACCUGAUGAAGAAGGUACCGAGAAAAUAUAUGAAAUGUGGCCGGAACAGAACGUGCUAACUUUGGUGUUGAGGCCAAAAAUGACUCAUAGGUUUGUCAAGCACUUAAAGUGUGAAGAUGGGAAGUGA
Messenger RNA from Paraglomus occultum, 1446 nucleotides. Lineage: Eukaryota; Fungi; Glomeromycota; Glomeromycetes; Paraglomerales; Paraglomeraceae. The record is from the annotation of a GenBank genome assembly.